Molecule: messenger RNA, 579 nt
Organism: Cooperia oncophora
Lineage: Eukaryota; Metazoa; Nematoda; Chromadorea; Rhabditida; Trichostrongylidae
Source: the annotation of a GenBank genome assembly
CUGUUUCAGGUAGCUGUAAGAUUUCCACGCUGUUUCUGGAAUUCGCUCCUCAAAAAGGACGGCACACUUGACUAUUUCAGUCAUGCCCCACGAAAGAGUAGCGAUCGUGGCCUCUUCAAUAUGUUCUACGACUUCUCACGCAGGGAUGCAAACGGAGUGGCGCCGUUUUACGUGCUAAUGUCGUACGUUUGCGGUGAUUCUGUCGAUAUCGUGAACAAGUACAGUGAUGAAGAGGUUGCACAAAUAUUUGUCGACACUUUGAAACAAUUAUUCCCGAACGAGGAUAUACCAGAACCUGACGGAGCUGUGGUAACUCAUUGGGGCAGAGAUCCACAUAUUGGUAUGUCCUACAGCUAUGUUCGUAUUGGUGGAAGUGGAACUCACUAUGACGACUUGGCGGCUCCAAUCGACGGAAAGCUAUACUUUGCUGGAGAGCAGAAUCCCCGAAAAAUAAUCCAAACCCCGCUAUUGCUCACAAAUCGAUUCUUCCCACAAACGAUGACCGGCGCCUACAUCAGCGGACUUCGUGAAGCAGGACGCAUCUGGGAGUCCUCCCACAAUGAAAUAUGGAUUGACUAG